Xylaria bambusicola is the source of this 736-nucleotide messenger RNA. Its product is annotated as Alpha/Beta hydrolase protein. NCBI's taxonomy places the organism in Eukaryota, Fungi, Ascomycota, Sordariomycetes, Xylariales, Xylariaceae. The transcript has a single exon. The record is from RefSeq and is a predicted model, not a curated record. The coding region runs from base 115 to 492 and encodes 125 amino acids. Gene Ontology annotation, molecular function: hydrolase activity.
UGCCCUAUCCUAGGUAGUCGGAUAUCCGUGUCUUCAGGGCUUUCGAGGUGGUCACCCACAUAUAUUUUGACGUAAAACCUGAAAGCACAAUUCAGACGAAAACGGAUAGCCCGGAUGUUCAGUAACAGUGAGGGUGUGGGAUCUAAUAUUAACGAUAACGAUAUUUUCUACGCAGAUAGUACAAAGAAAAUUCACUAUUUCGCUGCGGAUCCGCCUUCGGGACCCUUUAUCAUAUUCCUCCACGGCUGGCCAGCUAUCGGUCUGACAUGGAAACAGCAGUUGGAGACUUUCGCAGCACUUGGCUUUCGCGCCAUUGCCGCCGAUAUGCCUGGGUGGGGAGAUUCAACUAGUCGCCGGGUCGUUACAGCUUACUCCCAAGAGGCUCUUGUUCAGGGCAUGCUAGCUCUCCUUGCCGCAAAUGAACGUUCUGUGUCGUCUGGGUCGGGCCCGACUGGGGUGCCGCGGUUGCGUCUUCGUUGGCGGUACAUAUAACAAGGGUAGAAUUACUGGGCUUGGAAUCUAAGCAAUUCAGAAUAUAAUGAACAACUAGGGCUGCAUAAGUCCUUGACCAACCAACUUCUCUCGGCUGUUGGUGGCUUGACUUGACUCUAUAUACAAUUGGUCUGCCAGCCCAGACCGCCUAGGUCUCUGGGGUGUGUUUCAAGAAGCGAAAUCUGUAUAACCUCACUUUCCAAUAUUGCCCAAUAUUGUCUGCAUGUCUUGAAAGAUCAUGAAC